Messenger RNA from Actinia tenebrosa (Australian red waratah sea anemone), 1680 nucleotides. RefSeq lists its product as uncharacterized. Gene Ontology annotation, molecular function: ubiquitin-protein transferase activity. Lineage: Eukaryota; Metazoa; Cnidaria; Anthozoa; Actiniaria; Actiniidae. The record is from RefSeq and is a predicted model, not a curated record.
AGUAGUUCUCGAUGAUGUAAUAGUUGCCAUAAUGAUUACAGCACUCGGCUGCCGUCUUGUUGGGGUAAUACAGGCCGAUACAGUUGCCGUUUGGUUGCUGCGAUUCUAAACACAUCCCAGCUGAAAUGGAAAGCAAUGGAUUAUAAAGAUAACGCAAAGAAUGACUCUAGUCCUUCAAAUGCAACUACUAGCAUUCCACAAGAACACCGUAGAGUGUUUAACUAUCAACCCAGGGUUUCAUUCCAGYCAUCAAAUGUUCGACAAUCUAAAAAAGGGAAAGGCAAAACGCAGUCUUGCACCAUAAAAUUGAUGUGCUUGGCUAAAAAAGAUGCAGAUAAGCCCCCAAGUGCCAUCUAUGAGAAGACUUCAUUAUCAAACCUUGGGUUGGGACCAGGUUCUAUUUGCCUGGACAUCAAUAGUCCCAAUAUUCAUGAUAGCCUUGUGGAAAGAUAUCCUCUCCUUGAAGUAGGAGGUGGAUAUGAGUUGCUACUCUAUCAAAGGGGUGGUCUUGAACAAGGCUUCCACAGCAUUCCACCACCUUAUACCCCUGCUAAGAUCAAGGAACUUGCUGGACARGCUCAGGUCUAUGUUAGACCUCUUCAGAGGGACCUUGACAACUUAGACCAGGGAAUACAAGACUACAGCACAACAGAAAAGAUUUCUGGACCUGUAGUGAAGUGCAUGCAGUGCGAGAAGGACAUUCCAAUGCAUGAAUUCCGAAGCCAUGCUGAAGAAAUGCACAAGGCUAGAAAGAGAUCAAGCAGCCUUGUUAUACUUGAUGAAUUUAUUGAGAGAGAUGAAGGAAAACAAAGAAAAACAUGCUCUGCAAGACAGGAAGUCAAUAAUUUUAAAGAACUGUUUCCAGAGUGGGAGGAGGCAACUUUGGAAAGAUUAUUAAGCACUCAUGGAACUCCAGAUGCAGUGGCCCUUUUGAUAUCAACUCUGAACAAACCACAAGAAACUGCAACACAAGAACCAUCUGACAUUCUUGAACCAGAUGAUACUGAAUUGAUGAAAUCAGCCUUUGCUGAUCCUCCUGUAACACUUAAAUCAUUACUUCGUGAGCUAAGAGGCAACCUAAGUAAUGAAAAAGUGAAGCUAAAGGUAGACCAAGAAGAUUUGAUAAAUGAUGCAAUGGCCUUUUAUAAAGAUCCUGAUUUCAACCCCCGACAGAGAUUGAGAGUUAUUUUUAAUAAGCAGCCAGCUGCAGAUACAGGUGGUGUUACCCGUCAGUUUUUUACCCAGCUACUUAAUAUGAUCUCAACUGAGUUCUUCCAAGGCGAUGAGUACAAACAACCAGUUUAUAAUGCUAACAUGGUAGCAUGUGGUAUUAUGAAGCUUUGUGGAACAAUUGUUGUCCAUAGYAUUCUCCUUGGUGGCCCUGGAUUUCCUAUCUUUAGUCCAGGAGUCUAUCAUUACCUGGCUACUGGUGACAUAGAUGCAGCUGUAGAGAAGGUGACCAUUGAGGACUGCUCUCUUGGUGUAAAGUCUUUCGUUAAUAUGGUUGCAAGUGCCAGAGAUGUUGCUGCAGUAGAUAAKGAUUCAGUAAUUCAGAUGUUAUCAGAAUGUGGAAUUACAAAGUGUUUGACAGUAAGUACUGAAGGAUACAUGUACACUAGUUUUYGAGUUCAGGCGAUCAGGGAAAUCAAGAGUCAAGGCCUUUUACCUUCAUUUUCAUAA